ACGUGACCUUCCUCCCACAGCAACGUGCACACGUGUGUCUGUGAAUUCAAACAGGAAAGAGCUGGAGGCAGGGGGACGUGUGUGAUUCGAUCAGGCGCGCUGCGGACACUCCUGCUGAAGGGGUCCUGAGAUAACAGCGUCGCGGAGCAGCGGGGUGUGACGUCACAUCAUGGCGGCGUCCACCCGAGCGCAGGUGAUCUCCCUGUACAGGACGAUGCUGAGAGAGAGCAGCGGGUUCCCUUCGUACAACUACAGGACCUAUGCAGUGCGGCGGGUGCGUGAUGCCUUCAGGGCCAACAGUAAAGAAGAGGAUCCAAAAGCUGUGGCUCGACUGAUAGAGGAGGGACAGCGGACAGCGGAGCUGAUACACAGACAGGUCGCUGUGGGGAAGAUGUACGAGUCCCAGAAGAUGGUGUUGGAGUAAAUGGACGGAGAAGAGGAGGAGGCCUGUGACAGCAGACGACAGGAUGUGACAUCAGAGACGGGAGCCAAUCGCUGCUCGGACGUCACCAACCUUCUUCCUCCAUCUUUCAUUUGACACCCCGGUGACUGGUGGAGGUGUGAAAUGCAUUGUGGGAGAUGUAGGACUGAAGAACAUAGUUUAUUUUCCGGGCUGCACUGAUCACAGGAUCUUUACAUCAGUGUGACGUUGUUUAUCUGCAGAUGUGAGAUCUUAUUGUUUCAGUGUUUUGUGAUCGUUAAUGUUUCCUCAUCAGGUGGAUUCAGGUGAAGCCAGUUUGAACGGAAACAUCUUUUCUACGAGGACAGAACCUUGUUCAAAUCUCAUUGUUUACAAGCUGAGUCUGAACCUUUAAAAACGUGAAAACAAGAACAGGAAUAACAUUAAGAUUGAAUUUGAUCUCCAUCAUUGGUCGGUGCAGCCAUCAUGUGCUUUUGAUUAUUUUUUGUGAGUGUUAUUUUUUAACAUAUAAAUAAAGUUCUAAAUGUAUUUAAA
This is a messenger RNA of Limanda limanda (common dab), 955 nucleotides long. It is a transcript of the gene lyrm4b, whose product is annotated as LYR motif-containing protein 4B. Gene Ontology annotation, cellular component: L-cysteine desulfurase complex; mitochondrion. The transcript has 3 exons. Gene Ontology annotation, biological process: iron-sulfur cluster assembly. Bases 170 to 424 code for a protein of 84 amino acids. The record is from RefSeq and is a predicted model, not a curated record. NCBI's taxonomy places the organism in Eukaryota, Metazoa, Chordata, Actinopteri, Pleuronectiformes, Pleuronectidae.